UUCCUGCACCUGUGUGUGGGGAAGACGCCGGUUCCGGGCCGGCCUUGAGAAAGUUAGACCAAUUAGAGGAGCUGUAGGACGGCCGGGGCGGCAGUGUUUUGCCGGUCCCGACGACCAUGGCGGUGUUUCACGACGAGGUGGAGAUCGAGGACUUCCAAUAUGACGAGGACUCCGAAACGUAUUUCUACCCCUGCCCGUGUGGGGAUAACUUUUCCAUCACCAAGGAAGAUUUGGAGAAUGGGGAAGACGUGGCAACCUGUCCUAGCUGCUCUCUCAUUAUAAAAGUGAUUUAUGACAAAGAUCAAUUUAUGUGUGGAGAAACAGUCCCAGCCCCUUCAACCAACAAAGAAUUAGUAAAAUGCUGAAGAAGCCUUCAGGAAUCCACAUCCUGAACAGUUAAGAAUGAGCCCAGAUGGAAAUAUCAAAUGCAGAGAAACUGAUUUUUUUCAAGGGGACAGCUGUUUCGUGGAUGGCCAUUCUGUUUUCAUGUGUAUCUUUUCACCAACUGCUGAGUUCAUCUUCAAAUAGAGAAGUGAGCCCCAGACAUGUCAUACCCAGAUUUCAUGUUUAGAACAUUGAAUUGGAAGCAUUCUUAAUUAUCCACCUGAAUUUAAAGGAAGAUCAUUUUAAAUCAGUGCUUUCUUUCCCUUAGUUAUCAUUUUUAUACCUUAAACCUAAUUCUGUAUCUGAUAACAGCAUCAUCUACCUCAGUCAUUAGGAUUUCUUAGUUAAAAUGAGAUUAUAUUUUUAAUUAGUUUCUAAGAUGGUUAAAAUUAGCCCUUUCUUUGAAAUUUGAAUCAGCUUUAUUAUUCUAACUUAAAGAAAAUCCGUUGCUUCAUCAGUACUGCACUUCAGAUUCCCUCACCAAGCCAGUCUCUCCAAUCUUGCCAUUAUUAGAAUGUUCAUGUUCUGUUUAGCAUGUCAUGUGUGUUACACUUCAUGCACAGAGUUCUAGUAAGAGAAAAGAUGGGCUACAGUUUCUCCAUCACUACAAGUUAGUGAAUAAGGAAGAAAAGUCUAAAGUGAAAUGGUCAAAGAGGCGAUUCCUUAUGUUCCUUAAAAAUCAUGACAAGAUUUAAAAAAAAAAAAGGAAGCAAAGUUGUUAAUGAGAGGAGUUAAACGUGCCAAGUUAGUAAAUGAAUGCUUUGAUUAUUUUACCGAUCAGAGCAAAUAUUUUUGUAUCUGUAUUUUUGUUUAUUUUCUGAUAAAGCUAAUGAAAUUGUAGUUCAUAGAGGGGUUAAGGCCAAGUCUCUGUGACUGGUGCCAGUGCUUUUAGCCUAUCACAGUAUUGUGUCACUUCUAAAAAGUAAAGCAUCUACAAUGGAGAAUGAACUUGAAAACGGGAGGCCUGUUCUGAGUAAAUACAUCCAUAUGGACACAUCUAAUAAGCCUCUAUAGCAUGCAACCAAACCAAACAUUCACUUCUACAGAGAAGUGUUGCCAUGGAGAAGAGAAAUAUAUGAAAAUAGACUAUUGGUCUUCCUUUGCUAGAGUGCUGAGAGUAGUAAGAAAUUAGAAUCAUGAGAAAAUUGGAAAAUUUCCAUUGUAAACACAACUUUGCUGCAUAUAUGAAAAUGCACUGAUAACUGGCAAGUUGUUUUGGGUGACUCCUGUAAUUAGAAAAGCAUACUAGAGUAUCACUGUUCUACACUGAUUGAUAAAUGAACUGCACACUCCUUGGAAGUUAAAACAAGUGGACUUUUUUUUUUUAAUCUUGCAGCAGCAUGGCUAUAUGCAGGCAUUAGGUUGAGACAUAAUAAAUCAAAAUUGUAUGCUUGACGUAAUUGGUACAUUAUAUGCUGUAUUUGUGAUACAGUGAGAAAUCUCAUUGAUUCUUUGGAACACUAUCAGCCCAGAAAUAAUCCACACUCUUUGAAAAGCAAAGUGACUGCUCAGAUGAACAGAGCAGGGUACAGGUUGAUUCUGGUGGCAGCGACCUGCAAAGAGAAAUGAACUGUCCCGUGCUCAUCAUAGGUGGUGCUAACAUAAACUUUCUCUCCUGCCCAUGAACAGACAACCUUCAUGUAGGUCUACUGUGAGCAUAAAACAGGAAGAAAAGUUGCCCAAGUUCAAACAUCCCAGGAGAAAAGAAAUAUAAACAGCUUUGGCAGUCAGUGAUUGUUGAUAUACUGCAAUAAUAGAAUGAUUUUGUUUUAAAGCAACUGUGUUAAGUUUGAGAAAGAACAUACCAAGAAUUAAUCCUAUAGUAAGCAGAAAGUAAAACCAAGGUUUUUCAGGUGUGACUGGAGUUCUGAGUGAUGCUUGUGCCUUAUUUAGCCCCACAAACAUUUGUGGAGCACCUCUGUGAACUGAUUUAACCCAGUCUCUGCUUAGCUCUGGAGUCUGAGGCCAGCCAGGCCAGUGGAUCCCUCACCUAUAUGGGUAUAGGAGAUGGGGUCAGAAGGUUUUCAACUGUCAGUUCUCAUUUCAGGUGUGGGAGCUUACUGGAAUGGAAUGGGUAAUUAAAACCUUUAUAAACUCGAAACUGUCUGAAUCAUGAAUUACAGGAAAUGGGAACUCCAGUUUUCAUCAGUGACUUGAUGUUACCACACUUCUGAGUUUGAAAAUUAAGUUGGCUGUUUAAAGGAUUCUGCUUAUAUUUUAUACAUUCAGAAGCAUUUUUCUUAGCACCAAACUUUUUUUUAACUGUACAUAUUAAUUUAUUACCAGGAUAAAUUGUAUUGGCAUGCUAAAUAAAAUCUGAUAAUUUCA
This is a messenger RNA of Sciurus carolinensis (gray squirrel), 2712 nucleotides long. RefSeq names its product diphthamide biosynthesis 3 (gene Dph3). Lineage: Eukaryota; Metazoa; Chordata; Mammalia; Rodentia; Sciuridae. The record is from RefSeq and is a predicted model, not a curated record. The transcript is spliced from 3 exons. Gene Ontology annotation, biological process: protein histidyl modification to diphthamide. Bases 117 to 365 code for a protein of 82 amino acids. Gene Ontology annotation, molecular function: metal ion binding.